UGUCAUGAGGCCGAGUGGGUGAGACUCGCAUAGCAACUGUGGAUGAGGAAGUAGCACUGUUGAAGCACAUGGGAGGGACCAGACAUCCAGUCACAGCAUGCACCCAUGAGCCGACAUCCUGAUGUUCCUCGGACGACCCCCAAACAUGGAUCCCAAGAUUUAUUUGGCCUCUUUAACUUUUUUCUUGCUUGUUGCCUCCAAAGUGUCACAAGCUCAGACACCUGUGACUUCACAUCACGAACAGUAUGGGACCAGCCGCAUAAGUGACCCGACCGCAGAGUCCUCUGUUUCCCCUGAAAGAAAAAUGGAAACUAGUGUCACUGGAGCAUCUGACUCCUCCCAUGUCACUUCCCCUGUUGGCCAAACCACAAGUUUAAACAAGAACAGUACAAUGAACACUACUGCAGCAGGAAAUAAGACAUCAACAGCUGUACCGAGUAAGUCCUCAGCAAGGCCAUCAACCACUACAGGCACACGUCCCCCACCCGUGAAACCCUCCGCUGUUGCCUGGGAUCCAAAAUGGGACAAAGAUUUCACCUAUGAUUACACCACUCUGCGUCAUGCUGGCCUGUCUAUAGCAGCAAUGCUUUUCAUCAUUGGCAUAAUGGUCAUUGGCUGUGGAAAAUUUUGUAAAAUGCCAAAGUGUCAUAAAAGGGCAUCCAAGUCGUACCAAGUGGCCCAAGCAUGAGGAGGAAGUAUAGAAUUACUAAAAUAUUUUAGAAGGAUAGACUACAGUGUGCACUGAAUACUUAAAGGUACAGUAAGUAACUUUUCUGGUGGAUGAUCCAUCACAUGCUUGUCUCCAUGAAGAUGUUAUUGGUAUUAAAGUCCCCAUGUAAACGAGCAGGUGACAGUCUGAAUGCAUAUUUAUCAAGGUAUUUUUGAGCAGCGAAAACACCUACAGUUCAAAAAAUACAAAUACAGAAAUUUGUCUUAAUGCUAUAGCGUGGAACAUCCAGACAAAGCAACUUAUCUCCAUGGCAUGUGGCAAAGCAUUCCACCAGAAAAGUUACAGGCGCACCUUUAAGUUCAGCACCUGGGAUAAUUAAACUAAUUGUGUAAU
Periophthalmus magnuspinnatus is the source of this 1063-nucleotide messenger RNA. RefSeq names its product FXYD domain containing ion transport regulator 5 (gene fxyd5). The coding region runs from base 122 to 688 and encodes 188 amino acids. Gene Ontology annotation, biological process: regulation of sodium ion transmembrane transporter activity. NCBI's taxonomy places the organism in Eukaryota, Metazoa, Chordata, Actinopteri, Gobiiformes, Gobiidae. The record is from RefSeq and is a predicted model, not a curated record. The transcript has 10 exons. Gene Ontology annotation, cellular component: membrane. Gene Ontology annotation, molecular function: sodium channel regulator activity.